AUGGCUACCCCUAGUGUCCUCGCUUUUGACGCUGAGGGUCGGGCCAUUGACUUUGACGUCUGGGUAGAUGACCUGCAACUUUUCCUACAGUGCGAUAGGGCAGACGGUCUCUCCCUCUUUGACCUCAAUUCUGGUGCCUCUCCUGCCCCUGCUGCUGAUGCCGACACCAAUAUUCGCUCACAUCAGUACAAGAGUGCUCAGACCUUGUACGACGCUGUAGUUGCACGCUACUCCUCCCCUGCCACUGCUGCACUAAGCCGCCUCAUACUACCGUACCUCUUCCCUGACCUUGCUGCCUUUCCCACAGUCGCUGACCUCAUUACGCACCUCCGCACUAGUGACACUCGCUAUCGCGCUGCGCUUCCGGCUGAGUUCUGCGCCAAGAACCCCCCCCUCCCCAGGUACAUCACCCUCUACUACAUAGUCACCCGGCUCCCUGACACCCUUCGCGUAGUGAGGGACCACUUCCUAUCAGUUUUCCCCACCACUCUCAUCGUUGACCUCCUCGAGAAGGCCCUCGUAGCAGCAGAGAAGAGCAUAGUAGCUGUAGGAGCCUCUCGUGGUGACCCUAACACCCCCAUCAUUGAGGGGUGUUCACCCUCCCCCCUUUUGCCCUCUUUUGCCUCUGCUGCUGCGGCCAACCUUGUUGGGCUUGAGUCGGUCAGUGCGGCAUCUACCCCUAGCGGGAGACGCCGCCCUGGCAAGGGCAAGGGGGGCAGGGGCGCUGGAGGAGCUAGCAGGGGCGGUGGAGGAGGCGGUGGAGGCGGUGGAGGGGGUGGGGGUGGCGGUGGGGGUGGUGGCGGGGGUGGAGGUGUCGGUGGCGGCAGUGGAGGCGGCGGCGGCGGUGGCGGUGGGAGCGGAGGUGGCGGAGGUGGCGGCAAUGGAGGAGGAGGUGGCAAAGGAGGUGGAGCUGGUCGGGGUGGCGCUGCGCAGAGGGUCGGCUCCGGUGGUGGUCAGCGCCAGCAGCAGCAGCAGCAGCAGCGCACUCGUGACAUCCCCCCCCCUCAGGAGCUUCGUGAGUGGUACGCUACACGCCAGCGGGGUGGGGGUACUGGUCCGUGCACCAACGUCCUCCGCACCGGCGACCGCGCAAUUGAGCAGUGCGGGGGUGCGCACUCCACCCAACGCUGCUUUGGCCGCCUGACGGACGCUUGGCGUCACCAGUUCCCGGAGGCCACUGAGAUCCCCCGCUGGGGCGAGCUUUCUAGGGCGGGAGUAGAUGUCUUUGACCUUGACUUUGAUGCUAUUCUUGCUGCCAUGUAUGCUGUGACUAUUAGGGAUGAGGGUGAUUGUUACCGGUGUUUUCCGCCCGACCCGGGCAUUGAGACUGCUGCUCUAGAUACUGGUGAGGCUGCUGCUCUAGGUGCUAGCGAGGCUGCUUCUCUAGGUGCUCGUGCGUCUGCUCCCUCAGGUGCUGGUGAGUCUGCUCUCACAGGUACUGUGUCGGCUUUGGCCUCACACACCUUCACCCUUGACUCGGGGGCUUCUCGCUCCUUCUUUCGAGACCGCACCACACUCACGCCGCUUGGCCGGCUAGUUGCAGUCUCUCUGGCAGACCCCUCUAGGGGUCCUGUCCUUGCUCACUACUCCACUGUCCUCCCGUGUCCGGCGGCCUCCUCUGGCACCCUGUCUGGUCUUUACCUCCCCUCGUUCUCUACGAACUUGGUGAGUGGUGCUAACCUACAGGAUGCGGGGGUUAACCAGUUCACUCCUGCGAGUCAGCGGGUGACCCACUGCACGGACGCUCGGACAGGCCGACACCUGGCCACGUUUACACGUCGGCCGAGGUCGAGCUUGUACACAUUGACCACUGCGUCUCCUUCAGUCACUGCGUCUGGUCAGCUAGCUGCGUCGGGUCAGGUGUUUGCAACAGCGUCCAGGGGCCUGGCCCUACCUACGUCCCCUGGUCACGAGCGCUACUUCCUGCUAGUGGUUGACGACUACUCCCGUUACACCACAGUCUUCCCCUUGCGCAGCAAGGGUGAUGUCACUGAGGUGUUGAUCGACUGGAUCCGCGCAACUCGUCUCCAGCUCAGGCAGAGCUUCGGCUUGGACUUUCCUGUUCUGCGUCUGCACUCUAACAGAGGCGGAGAGUUCUCCUCUGGCCUUUUGCGAGCCUACUGUCGUGCACGAGGCAUCCGCCAGACCUUCACGCUUCCGCACUCUCCACAGCAAAAUGGGAUUGCUGAGCGCCACAUUGGCAUGGUCAUGGAUGUCGCUCGUACGUCCAUGAUGCAUGCGGCUGCCCUCCAUUUUCUGUGGCCGUUUGCGGUUCGGUACGUGGCGCAUAAGAUCAACCUUCACCCCAGGGUCUCCAUGCCGGAGACCUCCCCAGCUUUGUUGUGGACGGGGAAGGUUGGCGAUGCGUCUACGUUCGGUGUCUGGGGAUCUCGAGCGUUUGUUCGCGACUUGUCCGCGGACAAGCUGUCCCCUCGUGCUGCUCCUUGCGUCUUCCUUGGCUUCCCCCCUAACGCGCCAGGGUGGCAGUUCACCACCCCACCUCUUGCCGUGCUCUGUCCUCCCAGGACGUCACGUGUGUCCCAGGUAGACGUAGUCGAGCCUGUCGAGGUUAUUGGUGACUCUGGUGCUGCUGAGGGUGCUGAGCCUGGGGGUGCUGACUCUGGGGGUGCUCAGCGUGUGGGUGCUACGCCUGGGGGUGCUGAGCCUGCAGGUGCUACUACUGGGGGUGCUGAGCCUGGGGGUGCUGCGAGUGGGGGUGCUGAGCCUGGGGGUGCUGAGCUUGGGGAUGCUACGCCUAGUGGUCCUGAGCUUGGGGGUACUACGCCUGGAGGUGCUGAGCCUGGGGGUGCGGAGCCUGAGGGAGUUGGGCCUGCUCGUGUGGCGUUUGGCGGUGCUGGGCCUAGAGGUUCUCCGGGUGCUUCGCGUACUUCUAGAGCUGGAGGUUCUUCGGCUGCUGAGGGUGAUGGUGCCGCGGGUUCCGUAGGUUCUCGUACUGGGAGUACUAGAGCUGCUGGGCUUGCGGGUAUGACUGGAGUUGGAGCUCCUGAGGGUGUUGGCGCUGAGGCUACUGCUGUCGGUCCUAGAGGCGGUCCUGCUGGGGGUGCUAGUGGUGCUGCUGGAGGUACUGGAGCUGGAGGUGCUCCUGGCGCUGGUGCUGCCGCUGGGGGUGCUAGUGCUGUCCCUGCAGUGUCUGGAGUCGCCGCGCGGCCUCGGCCGUACUUCGUUCCGCUCCUUCAGCAGGUUCUUGGUCUCCCGCCUUCUACUGGUCCUCCUCCUCCCUUAAAGUGUCCACAGCCUGUCCCAUCACAGUUACAGUUACAGCCGUCCUUCCCACUACCUGCUCCUUCUCCCUACUCUGGUCCUACUGGAGGUCUUGCUGAGCGUCGUGAGCCUGCAUCUCGCCCUGCGUCGCCUACCCGUCCUGCUCGCACUAGUGGUCAUGGUUCGCGUCAGCGUCCUCCUCCUGUCCCUGGCACGCACCGGAUGUCUCUACGUCCGUCCACUGCUCCUCUGCGUGCCCCUUUGCCUUCUCCUUUUGAGUCCUCUCUUCCUGCUCUUGCCGACCCGAAGUCGUACUCUCUUUGUGCUGCCAGUCCUACGGUUACGCGUCUCCUUGCUACUGUCGUCACUGACCCCUCCUUUGAGUCCACUGCUGCGUCUGCCCUAGUUGCUGAGCUCGUCGACUUUGCUGCUCGCUGUCGUCUAGACCACGCUGCUAGUCUUGUCACUGAGUCUGUCUGUCCUCCGUCCGUCGGGGGUGAGUGUGCCCUUGGCACGGACGUCCUUGAGGACAAGCAGGAGGAGUUCCAGUGUCUGGCUGCUUCUUCACCUCAUCUCGUGUCCGUAUUGCUUACCCCUGAGGGACACCCGGAUGCACUUGACAUCCCGACUCCGCGCUCUUACGUGGAGGCAAUAGAGGGUCCCUACUCCUCUCAGUGGCAGGCAGCUAUGGACGCAGAGAUGGCUUCCUGGAAGUCCACAGGCACCUACGUUGACGCUGUUCCCCCGCCUGGGGCGAACAUCGUCAGUGGCAUGUGGAUUUUCAGGGUGAAGCGGCCGCCGGGUUCUCCGCUUGUCUUCAAAGCACGUUACGUGGCUUGUGGCUUCAGUCAGCGGCAGGAAGUUGACUACUUUCAUACCUUCUCUCCCACCCCGAAGAUGACCACUCUUCGGGUACUGCUGCACAUAGCUGCUCACCGCGACUACGAGCUGCACUCUCUUGACUCCAGCACUGCUUUCUUGCAGGGCAGUGUGCACGAGGAGAUUUGGUUGCGUCGCCCACCUGGCUUCACUGGGUCUUUUCCCCCUGGCACCCAGUGGAGCCUCCGACGGCCAGUCUACGGUCUCCGCCAGGCGCCCCGUGAGUGGCACGACACACUGAGGACUACACUUGCGGCUCUUGGGUUUGCUCCUUCUACUGCCGACCGGUCGCUGUUUCUGCGCACCGACACUUCUUUGCCGCCGUUCUACAUCCUCGUGUACGUCGACGACUUGGUCUUUGCCACUGCUGACACUGCUAAACUCACCCACGUGAAGUCCGAGCUGCAGAAGAGACACACGUGCACAGACCUGGGUGAACUGCGCAGCUACCUUGGCUCGCAGAUCACCCGGGACAGAGCACGCCGCACCAUUACCCUGAGUCAGUCAGACAUGGUGCAGCAGGUCCUUCAGCGCUUCGGCUUCACGUACUCCUCGCCUCAGGCCACUCCUCUGCCUACUCGCCACUCGCUCUCAGCUCUGCCUUCGGAUGAGUCCGUAGAGUCGAGUGGCCCGUACCCAGAGCUUGUUGGCUGCCUCAUGUACCUGAUGACCUGCACACGACCUGACCUUGCAUACCCUCUUAGCAUUCUUGCACGCUAUGUUGCUCCUGGGAGACACAGACCGGAGCACAUGGCUGCAGCGAAGAGGAUGUGUGAGGCUGAGAUCUACGAAGGAGCCAUGGCUGCUCAGGAGCUUCGCUGGCUCACCUACCUGCUGACUGACCUAGGAGAGCUGCCUCGUUCUCCUCCAGUGCUGUACGUAGACAACAAGGCCAUGCUGGCCUUGUGUCGAGAGUAG
Messenger RNA from Closterium sp. NIES-65, 5019 nucleotides. The record is from the annotation of a GenBank genome assembly. NCBI's taxonomy places the organism in Eukaryota, Viridiplantae, Streptophyta, Zygnematophyceae, Desmidiales, Closteriaceae.